Messenger RNA from Cetraspora pellucida, 1146 nucleotides. The record is from the annotation of a GenBank genome assembly. NCBI's taxonomy places the organism in Eukaryota, Fungi, Glomeromycota, Glomeromycetes, Diversisporales, Gigasporaceae.
AUGUUCGUACAUGAAUAUUUUGAUAGCGUUUCUAAAGAUUGGACCAUUCGGGACUUUCUGGAAGAAUGUGACUUAGAAUCGUUUGAUCUGAAAAUCGAUUGCUAUACUAGGAGUCUCGAGGCAGUUGUUAAAGAAGGGGGAGGCAACAGAAAAAUAAAGGCGCAACAAUUGCUCGAUAAUUACAAGAAGGCAAGUAUAAGGGAUUGUGAAGCUUAUAUUAGAAAUGCAAUUUUAUACGUUAAGACUCAGAAUGGAAUUUUCGCUUCUGGAUCAAUUAUACCGAAAAGGGAUCGUGAAGAGGAUAAUGUUCUCGAAGGAGAAUUAGAAGACUCUCUUUUCCAAGAAAAUUCUGGUGCAAUUGUUAAUUACAAAUCAAUUAUUAACAAUAUGUGUAUCCGGUCAACAAUAGAUAAGUGGCGCGAAUCAUCAAAAUACGUCAAAGAAAUACACAAACAAGAUUUAAUGCGUUAUAACAUUAUUGACACGAUCAAUUCAUCUGGAACAAAAGCACGAGAGCUCUUCAAACAUGAAUGGGACAAUAUAAUCAGCAUCAUAAAAAAGCUUUUGAUGUCUAGACCAGAUACAACAUCGCUAUCUUCAGAUUCUGACUCCGUUUUAGCUUUAGCUGAUCAAGAUAUGGAACAAGAUGGGAAAAAUUGCCGUGACAAUUUAUGUUUAUUUCAUCAGAACACCGUGGAAAGAUUAUGCAAUGCGAUAAUGACAGAACGUGAAAAGUUACAUGCGGACGGAAAUAUAAAAUGGAAGAAGCGGUCUUUGAAGUUGAUGAAAAUGUUAAAUAUCCUGUGUUGUUUUUGUAUUGUAAUCGGAUUUGGGCCAUCAACGAACUCAUUGCAUUUCUGUGUUAUUAUAGCCGGAAGCAAUUCCCGAAUGGCAGAAAUUACUUCAAAGAAGAUCCAACCGAAUAUGAUUAUAUUAUUAGAUGAUAAUCAGCGGUGUUUUGAAAACAAAAUUGAUGUAAUCAUUUCAAUUUUGGAGCUUAGCUUAGAGUUUUCAACCUUAGAAAUUUCAAGAUUUUCAUCAAAUUUUGAUUAUACUUAUUAUGUUGGAGAUAGAAAUAAAACGGCCAAGAUGUUUAAAAUUAUAUUUAUUAAAUACUUAGGUGACUUUGAAAAAUUUAGAAAAUAA